Protopolystoma xenopodis is the source of this 486-nucleotide messenger RNA. NCBI's taxonomy places the organism in Eukaryota, Metazoa, Platyhelminthes, Monogenea, Polystomatidea, Polystomatidae. The record is from the annotation of a GenBank genome assembly.
AUGGUAUUCGUUGAAGAGGAUCCUGAAAUUGGUUCUACGAUAAAGCAAACUCUGGAAUCUGGGUUCCCCGUUAAAGUACGCGAUAUUUUUACCCUUGAUAUCGUGGCCCAUUAUCCGCGUCGAGACAGGCGUCUACUCAACCUGGUCGAAGUCUGGCAAUUCCGCAUAGACACAGAGCAUGGACUUGAAACUAGCCAGCAACCUCAGGCUUCCGGUGCCACAUCAUCUAGUCGAAACUCCAAUAAUCUAGUUUCUGAUGUUACCCCAGGAACUGUUGGAGAUGUGGUAGAAACGGAUAGCGAAGACUUUGCAGUUGAAGACUUCGCAGUUGAUGACUUUAGAAAGUCUCGGCUUUUCGAGAAACUCGGAACCAUGCUCAAAUCCAUCAUAGUUGUGUCACGUCUUCUUCCAGGUAUAUCCUAUUUCUUAAUGGCUUUCUCGUGUGCAAAUUUAGUUCAUAUUAUUCCUUUUCCUAUUGUAAUUUGA